CACUGGUUUGGCAGUGUGGUUUGGCAAGCGAAAGCGUGAGGUUGUGUUUAUUUCUCAUCGGGUAGCAGACGCCGGUUGUAUUGAAAAAACAAAAAUUAUAAGAAAAUUAAAAUGCCAUCUGCAGCGUCGACUACAGUGCGCAUACUGAUCGGCGGCCUAGCGCUUCUAGUCGCCGUAGGCUACAAGAACUACCGCGACUUGGGGGCGCCUGGCAAACGUCCAGAUUUGGAUAAUAAUGAAUAUUGGGGACCCCAGCUUAAGGGCCAAUAUCAAGAGAUUAAAGCCAUUAAGCCAUUCGACAUAAGCGUAUCGCCUGAGCUUAUAGCCGAUUUGAAGGCACAGCUGGAACGUCCGCUCAAAGUACAGGAACCGUUAGAAGGCAUUGGCUUUGAAUACGGUAUCAAUUCCAAUGAGCUGAAAAAGGUGGUGAAAUAUUGGCGUGACAGUUAUUUGCCCAACUGGAAUGAACGCGAGCAAUUCCUUAAGAAAUUCCAGCAUUUCCAGACUGAAAUUCAAGGUUUGAAGAUUCAUUUUAUACAUGCGAAGCCAACUAAUGUAGAGGGCAAAAAGGUGCUGCCCUUGCUCCUGAUGCAUGGCUGGCCUGGAACUGUUAGAGAAUUCUAUGAUUUCAUUCCAUUGCUGACCACAGGCAGCGAUAAGAGUGAAUACGUUUUCGAGGUGAUAGCGCCCAGUUUGCCAGGCUAUGGCUGGUCACAGGGUGCUUCGCGACCUGGAAUGGGCGUCGCUCAGGUGUCAGUGAUCUUGCGCAAUCUGAUGCUGCGUCUGGGCUUUGAUAAGUUCGUCAUUCAGGGCGGCGAUUGGGGCAGCACUAUUGGCAGCAGUAUUGCCAGCCUAUUCCCAGAGAACACGCUGGGCUAUCACUCCAAUAUGUGUGGCAACAAUAGCCCAUUGGGUAGUCUACGUUUGAUACUCUCCUCCAUCAUUCCAUCCUUUUACAUAGACAGCCAAUACUCAGAGUACUACAAGGGCGUAGGCCACUUAUUUGUCACAAUUAUGGAAGAGUUUGGCUAUGCACAUAUACAGGCCACCAAGCCAGAUACUAUUGGCGCUGCUUUGGCACAUAAUCCCGUUGGCCUGGCUGCUUAUAUACUUGAAAAGUUCUCCACAUGGACCAAUCCAGCGUAUAAGAACUUAAAGGACGGCGGCUUAACUAAACAUUUUACCUACGAACAGCUGCUCGAUAACAUAAUGAUCUACUAUGUUACUAACUCGAUAACCACCUCCAUGCGUUUGUAUUCUGAGUCGUUGAGCAAAGAACAAUUCAGUUUGAAUUUGGAAAAUUUGCCAAUCAAGGCGCCUGCAGGCUGUGCUCGUUUUGCCCACGAAAUCUUCCAUGCGCCCGACUCUGUGCUGGCUAAUAAAUACCCGAAUCUGAUACAUAGCACACAUUAUCCGGACGGUGGACACUUCCCAGCAUUCCAGGUGCCACAGAAGCUCUACGAAGACUUUGUGUCCUUUGUUCAAAAAGCAUUUAAUUAAUUUUUGAGUCUAUUUAUUCAUGUUGUACUUUUAAAUACGGCACAGGGAAUGAAUAAAAAUUUUUGUUGUUUAAAUAUUUAAAAAAAA
Drosophila hydei is the source of this 1587-nucleotide messenger RNA. It is a transcript of the gene Jheh2, whose product is annotated as juvenile hormone epoxide hydrolase 1. NCBI's taxonomy places the organism in Eukaryota, Metazoa, Arthropoda, Insecta, Diptera, Drosophilidae. Gene Ontology annotation, biological process: epoxide metabolic process. The transcript is spliced from 4 exons. The coding region runs from base 112 to 1500 and encodes 462 amino acids. The record is from RefSeq and is a predicted model, not a curated record. Gene Ontology annotation, molecular function: epoxide hydrolase activity.